This is a messenger RNA of Hansenula ciferrii, 555 nucleotides long. RefSeq names its product Arf family GTPase ARL3 (gene ARL3). The transcript has 3 exons. Gene Ontology annotation, biological process: protein localization to organelle; Golgi to plasma membrane protein transport; intracellular protein transport. Gene Ontology annotation, cellular component: Golgi apparatus. The coding region runs from base 1 to 555 and encodes 184 amino acids. Gene Ontology annotation, molecular function: GTPase activity; GTP binding. The record is from RefSeq and is a predicted model, not a curated record. NCBI's taxonomy places the organism in Eukaryota, Fungi, Ascomycota, Saccharomycetes, Phaffomycetales, Wickerhamomycetaceae.
AUGUUUCAUUUGGCUAGAGGAUUAUACAACAAUUGGAACAAGAAAGAAGGUCUUGAUAAUGCAGUUAAAUCUAUAUAUAAUCCAGAUGCUAAAAUAAUUCCACCAGAAAGAAUAACAACAACAGUUGGACAAAAUGUUGGACAUAUACAAGUUAAUAAAACUUUAUUAAAAUUUUGGGAUGUUGGAGGACAAGAAUCACUUAGAUCAUUAUGGGAAGAAUAUUUUACACAUUGUCAUGCUAUAAUAUUUAUUGUUGAUUCAACAGAUCGUGAAAGAAUUGAAGAAUGUCAAUCAAAUUUAACCAAGAUUAUAAAUAAUGAUUCAAUUGAAAGUAUACCUAUAUUAAUGUUGGCAAAUAAACAAGAUGUUGAAGAUCAUCUUGAAGUUGAAGAUAUUAAAGAAAUUUUUAAUGUUAUUGCUGAACAUCUAAGUGCAAGAGAUAGUAGAGUUUUACCAAUAAGUGCUAUAAAGGGAGAUGGAUUAAAAGAAUGUAUUGAUUGGUUAGUAAUAAGAUUAAUUAGAAAUAAACAAAAUCGUCCACCAAGGUUUAAAUAA